Messenger RNA from Necator americanus (New World hookworm), 1494 nucleotides. RefSeq lists its product as uncharacterized. Gene Ontology annotation, molecular function: clathrin binding; calcium-dependent phospholipid binding; phosphatidylserine binding. The record is from RefSeq and is a predicted model, not a curated record. The transcript has 14 exons. Lineage: Eukaryota; Metazoa; Nematoda; Chromadorea; Rhabditida; Ancylostomatidae. The coding region runs from base 1 to 1494 and encodes 497 amino acids. Gene Ontology annotation, biological process: regulation of dopamine secretion; synaptic vesicle endocytosis; calcium ion-regulated exocytosis of neurotransmitter. Gene Ontology annotation, cellular component: dense core granule; plasma membrane; synaptic vesicle membrane.
AUGUGCUUGUCUUGUAUUCCUGAAGAAUCGAGAGAAAAUGUGUCACACCACCGCGCGAUGGUGCGCAUUCAUGACUCAGCUGAGGAUGAAGGAGCUGAGGAGGAACUCACCAAGGAGUUUGCACCCCAAGAGAUGCCUAUGCAAACGGAACCACCGUCCACGACGUCCACUACAACAACAACGACUACUACACCGACCACUACCAAAGAAUCACUAAAGGAUGUGGUGGUGAACAAGGUAAUUGAUGUGAAGGAUGUUGUCAAGGCAAAAGUGAUGAAAGAAACAGGAAUGCCAGAAUGGGCGUUCGUUUUUCUCGGAAUCAUCGCCAUCAUUGUGGUGCUGCUAAUAGCGUAUCUCAUCAUCCGGAAAUUGUUCGGAAAGAAACGGCAUGGCGAGAAGAACAAAAGCAAAGGUUUUAAGGGCCUCUUCAGUAAAGGAGGAGAUCUUAUGGCUGGCAAGGAUGUGAUGGGAGGGAUACAACAAGACAUGGAAGAGUUGGAGGAGAACAUGGAGCAGAACGAAAAAGCUCAGGCAGAAGAGAAGGAAGAAGUGAAACUGGGCAGGAUACAAUACAAACUUGAUUAUGAUUUCCAGCAAGGACAGCUCUCUGUUACUGUCAUUCAAGCGGAAGAUUUGCCUGGAAUGGACAUGAGUGGAACGUCCGAUCCAUAUGUUAAAUUGUAUCUGUUGCCUGAGAAAAAGAAGAAGGUUGAAACCAAAGUCCACAGGAAAACGUUGAAUCCCGUGUUCAACGAAACAUUCAUAUUCAAGGUUGCCUUCAACGAGAUCACAGCCAAGACGUUGGUGUUCGCUAUUUACGACUUCGAUCGAUUCAGCAAACACGAUCAAAUUGGACAGGUUCUCAUCCCUCUGGGAAAAAUCGAUCUCGGUCAAGUGAUCGAGGAAUGGAAGGACAUUGCCCCACCACCUGAUGAUAAGGAAGCCGAGAAGAGCCUUGGAGACAUUUGCUUCUCUCUUCGAUAUGUCCCCACCGCUGGCAAGUUGACGGUGGUGAUUCUAGAAGCAAAGAACCUGAAGAAAAUGGAUGUUGGUGGUCUCUCAGAUCCCUAUGUGAAGCUGGAACUCACAGAAGGAAAGAAGCGCUCACGUCGGAAGAAAACCAUGAUUAAAAGAAAAACGUUGAAUCCAUACUACAAUGAAAAUCCCUACGUGAAAAUAGUGCUGAUGCAAGGAGGGAAACGGUUGAAAAAGAAGAAAACUUCUAUUAAAAAGUGUACACUAAAUCCCUACUAUAACGAAUCGUUCUCAUUUGAAGUACCGUUCGAGCAAAUACAGAAAGUUUCACUUAUGAUUACUGUAAUGGACUACGAUAAGUUGGGUUCGAACGAUGCCAUCGGCAGAUGCCUACUCGGAUGCAAUGCUACUGGAGCUGAGUUGAGACAUUGGAUGGACAUGUUGGCGUCGCCGCGACGACCGAUCGCUCAGUGGCACACGUUGGGUCCGGUGGAGGAGGAGGGAGGCGAAAAGAAGUAG